Messenger RNA from Ooceraea biroi (clonal raider ant), 921 nucleotides. Its product is annotated as leucine-rich repeat-containing protein 51. Lineage: Eukaryota; Metazoa; Arthropoda; Insecta; Hymenoptera; Formicidae. Gene Ontology annotation, molecular function: protein binding. The record is from RefSeq and is a predicted model, not a curated record.
UUUGUGGGGGAAAAAUAACUAGAUGAGCUAUCUCUUGAUGUGAACUUCGAAUAUUUUUCAGACUGAGAUCGCGGUUACCAAAUUCAAUUAUUCGCAAUGAAUGUAAAACAUUUCUCGAAAGAUUACACCUCGGAUUACAGACGAAAUGAGCGGCAAGAAAUGCUGGUCGCUCCGCCUUUAGACUUGUCAUUUAAGAAAGCCAUCAACAUGGAUGAAUUGAUGGAGAAACGGCCGCAGACAAUACGCACUGGCAAAGCACCAGCGAGAACUUUCAGAGAUCGUUACGUAACCAGCACGUUGUGGCUGAGCAACAAUUUAUUAAGCUCGAUGGAAGGUGUUGAACGUCUUGCGAACAGAGUUCUCGACAAGCCUAUUUACCUCAGCUGGCUGGAUUUAUCCUUCAAUGGGAUUGGGGAGAUUACAGGGGAGAUCGAAAAGUUCGCAAACCUUAAGAUUCUCUACUUACACGGCAACAAAAUCUCAAAUAUCACGGACAUUCUGAGGCUGAAAAAGUUACGAAAUCUCAGAUCGUUAACGUUACACGGCAAUCCGAUCGAGGAUGUCCCUUGUUACAGGAAUUACAUCGUGCACCUCCUGCCGCAGUUGCUCGCCCUCGAUUUUUCGCCGGUGAUUGCCGGCGAAAAGAAGAAGGCGCGACCGGUCGGGUUUCACAAAAUGAUAGCAGCCUGAGAUAGAAACAUAAAAUUUUAUUUUUUUUAUGCUCUUUCAUACUUUUGAUACAUAUCUUCUCUGAAUCUUCUUUUUUUGUACAUUUUCAUAUUGCGUGAGGUAUGUAACAACUUUACGAAGCUGUAUGCCUGGUACAAAUUUUUCCUGGAAGAUACACGAAUAUUUGUUCAUGAACAAUGUACAGUUAAUCCCCAAAUUCAUUCAGUUAUAAAUAAUAAUAGACAAAAUUUA